Molecule: messenger RNA, 891 nt
Organism: Closterium sp. NIES-65
Lineage: Eukaryota; Viridiplantae; Streptophyta; Zygnematophyceae; Desmidiales; Closteriaceae
Source: the annotation of a GenBank genome assembly
AUGACCACUCUUCGGGUGCUGCUGCACAUAGCCGCUCAGCGUGAGUACGAGCUUCACUCUCUUGACUUCAGCACAGCUUUCUUGCAGGGCAGCCUGCACGAGGAGAUCUGGCUGCGCCGCCCGCCUGGCUUCACUGGGUCGUUUCCUCCUGGUACCCAGUGGAGCCUCCGGCGGCCAGUCUACGGUCUCCGCCAGGCGCCCCGUGAGUGGCACGACACACUGAGGACUACACUUGCGGCUCUUUGGUUUGCUCCUUCUACAGCCAACCCGUCGCUCUUUCUGCGCACCGACACCUCUUUGCCGCCGUUCUACAUCCUCGUGUACGUCGACGACUUGGUCUUUGCCACUGCUGACACUGCUGGACUCGCCCACGUGAAGUCCGAGCUGCAGAAGAGACACACGUGCACAGACCUGGGUGAACUGCGCAGCUACCUUGGCUUGCAGAUCACCCGGGACAGAGCACAGCGCACCAUUACUCUGACUCAGUCACACAUGGUGCAGCAGGUCCUUCAGCGCUUCGACUUCACGUACUCCUUGCCUCAGGCCACUCCUCUGUCUACUCGCCACUCGCUCUCAGCUCUGCCUUCAGAUGACUGGGAGGCUGAGAUCUACGCGGGGGCCAUGGCUGCACAGGAGCUACGCUGGCUCACCUACCUGCUGACUGACCUAGGAGAGCCGCCUCGUUCUCCUCCAGUUCUGUACGUAGACAACAAGGCCAUGCUGGCCUUGUGUCGGGAGCACAGACUGGAGCACAGAACGAAGCACAUUGCUCUUCGCUACUUCCUUGCUCGUGAGCUGCAGCAGCGUGGUCAGCUGUGCCUUGCUUACGUGGCCUCUGAGGCCAGCAGUUCUGAUAUCUUUACCAAGGCACUUCCACCUGGUGAUCAUUAG